Molecule: messenger RNA, 669 nt
Organism: Hibiscus syriacus
Lineage: Eukaryota; Viridiplantae; Streptophyta; Magnoliopsida; Malvales; Malvaceae
Product: putative invertase inhibitor
Exons: 1
Coding region: 33-623 (196 amino acids)
Molecular function (GO): enzyme inhibitor activity
Source: RefSeq, a predicted model, not a curated record
CAAAGACCAACAACCAAAAUUGAAGAAAAGAAAUGAGGCAAAGGUCGUCUUCUUCAUUGGCCAUCCCUCUCUUCCUCUCCUUCUUCCUCUUGAUUUCCACUUCAACCUCCCACAGCUUAACCUCUACCAACAGCAGUCUCAUACGCAAAACAUGCAAGAAAUGUGCUGAGAGCGACCCGAAUCUCAGCUACGAUUUCUGCGUCACCUCUCUUCAAGCAGCUCCCAACAGCCAUUGCGCCAACGAUCUUCGCCAACUCGGAAAGAUAUCGAUCAAGCUGCUCCGUCGUAACUUAACGAAUUCCAGGUCUUACAUCAAGGAGCUCUUGAAGAACAAAAAGAUGGAUCCUUUCGUCAGAUCAUGCUUGCAUGACUGCUUCGAUCUUUAUUCCGAUGCUAUUCUUACGGCCAAACAUGCCAUCGAAGAUUACAAGGACAAGCGAUAUGACGAUUCGAAUAUCGGUGUGAGUUCGAUCAUGGAUGCUGCCACGACUUGUGAAGAUGGGUUCAAGGAGAAAGAAGGUGUUGUUUCGCCAUUGACGAAGAGGAACAACGAUAUCUUUCAGUUGUCUGUUAUUUCACUUUCCAUUAUCAACAUGAUUCGCUUGAAUCAUGGUUCCAUUUAAUUGUUUUCUUGUUCUUCUAAAAUAAAUUCUGAGGCGUAACUUGUAA